Messenger RNA from Helicoverpa zea (corn earworm), 1485 nucleotides. It is a transcript of the gene MED18, whose product is annotated as mediator of RNA polymerase II transcription subunit 18. Gene Ontology annotation, cellular component: mediator complex; core mediator complex. NCBI's taxonomy places the organism in Eukaryota, Metazoa, Arthropoda, Insecta, Lepidoptera, Noctuidae. Bases 87 to 773 code for a protein of 228 amino acids. Gene Ontology annotation, biological process: regulation of transcription by RNA polymerase II; termination of RNA polymerase II transcription. Gene Ontology annotation, molecular function: transcription coregulator activity. The record is from RefSeq and is a predicted model, not a curated record. The transcript has 5 exons.
UUUAUCUGAAAAUAAUAGCAUUUUCAAGCGAAGUCAUAAUAUUUAUUUUUAUUUUACAAAAAGCUUCUCUUUGUGGUUUGUGAGAAAUGGCUGGUAUAUCAGCCGCGAAUGCGGCUCCUAUUACGGCCACCGAUAGUUUAUCACAAGCUUUGAAGGCUAAUAUAAUCCCGAAUCAGGAAUACCUGCUUCAGGGUUCUGUAUUAGAUUCAGCUGUAGAAGUCUUACUCCAUCGCUUGCGCGGCUUGUGCGACAAUGUGGAUGCUGGCCCAGAGACCUUUGAUGAUCAAGAAGUUUGUUUCAGUUUACGAGAUCCAAACCAACAGGCUGCACCACUGAUGCUUCGAGUUCGAAAAGCCUUGGACUAUCGCGACAUGCCCUUCCAGCUCCGGUACAUUGGACAGCCUGAUCUAGGAGUAGGAGACAAAAACAGACCCACAGUUGUGCGUUCCAGCCUAGAUAUUGCCUGCAGCGGAAUGCUUAUAGACUUCUUGAAUGAAUUGGGCUGUAGAAUUGAAUUUGAAUAUAGUGUCAAAGGUUACAUGUUCAGAAAAGGGAGAAUGAAGAUAACCGUUGCAAAAGUGUUCAAGAUAUCCCAAGGGUCAAUGCCCCCAGAGCCUAUAUCUCAGAGUUAUCUGGUGGAAUUAUCUGUCCUAGCACCGCAAGGUCAAGAUGCCAUAGCUGAAGACAUGCGCGCAUUCGCCGACCAGCUCCGACCCCUGGUACAACUGGAUAAGAUUGACUACAAGAGACUGGGACAUAUGUCCGUCACAUAACCCAUGUUCCUCACUUAGACUGGCCUCACACUGACCAACGGUACAAUAGGUUAGUGUGAAGACAGCCUUUGUUGAACCCACGAAUGGUGAUUCCGUAAUACAAAUGGACUUUUACUUUUUUAAGCCAUACAGCUAAAUAAAUUCAGUGUUUAUCGUAUAUUUUCGGGUAUUACAUUUUGGUGUCUAGGUAUAUUAUUUAAUAAUACAAAACCAUUUACUAUAAGCUUCUUUAAGUAGGUAAUUUAAAUGAGAGCAGUCAGUAUGAAUUUUUAUCUACACAGUAGCGAUUGAUUGUGAAUAAUCAAUGUAAUUUUAAGAAUAAAAGUAAUUCUGGCAGUUGACCAACAUACAACAUAAUCAAACUGUACCCAAUGACUAUUUGUAUUUAUCUUCAACACAUAGUGAACAAGUUGCACAUUUAAUUAGAAUUAUCAUAACCAAAUAUUUAAUAGUAAACAUAUGUACUGUAAGACAUAGUUUUGGUCAAUAGCAAUACUUAAACUCUCCUCUGAAUAAACAAAUAUAACAAUCAAUAUACACAACUAGCAUGUGUAUUAAUUCAUAAAUAUAAAUUUCUACGUACACAUCUCUAUAACAGGAAAAUAGGUUAUUAUUAGUACAUAAGAAAAGUAAAUAAUAGAACCCUUUGUCUAUGUUUAAAAUCAUUUUUAAUAUCACCAAAAAAUACAAUACAAUAGUUGAUUAUAUGAAA